AUGUCCGAGUUCAGUCCCCCUCGCUCCUUCCCUUCCCCCUCCCUCACUGUUUCUGUGCAAGAAAAAAGAUCGAUCGAGACGAGAGCGGCCGAGAGAUCUGCCGCCGCGCCGCUACCAGUACCAACAUAUGGAAGAGGAAGGACACCCAUCUUCGCCGCCACCGUCGUCUUCUCUAGUGGAUCCCGGCGAGAGGAUGCCGGCCGGCCUGACGCGGGAAGAGUACGACGAAUUGAAGGAGACAAUCGAGGGGUACCACAGGUACGACGCAGCCCCUGGGCAAUGCUCUUCCCUCAUCGCACAGCGUAUACACGCCCCGGCGGAUACGGUCUGGUCUGUUGUCCGUAGAUUCGACCGGCCUCAGGCGUACAAGCACUUCAUCAAGAGCUGCCGCAUCGUGGAUCACGCUGGUGGGGAGCCUCCCGUCUUCAACGUCGGGUGCCUCAGGGAGGUCACCGUCAUAUCGGGUCUGCCGGCGAACACCAGCACCGAGAAGCUCGACCUGCUCGACGAGGACCGGCGGGUCGCGGGGUUCAGCAUCAUCGGCGGCGAGCACCGGCUGCGGAACUACCGGUCCGUGACGACGGUGAACGAGGUGGCGGGCAAGGGAGGGGAGAUCGUGACCGUCGCUCUGGAAUCGUACGUCGUGGACGUGCCCGAGGGAAACACGGAGGAGGAUACGCGCUUGUUCGCGGACACGGUCGUCCGCCUGAACCUCCAGCAGCUAGCCUCCGUCUCUCAGGCCAUGGCCAAGCCACGGAAGCAAGAACAUCCAUGAACGGAAUUUUCCCCUCUUUCUUUAAUUGGUUCAAUCUUGGGACCAAAAGAAAUUAAAGAAAGACUGUGGAUCGAGCUUCCUCUUGGUCAUUAUCGAUUCGAGACGAAGUUCUGUGCUGUGUUGGCGUGUGAUGAGAUUGCCUCUUCUUGAUUUGGGGUGUGGGGGAGGAUGUCUUUUAUCUUUUUCAAAUGGUCUUUUUUCUUCUGUUCUUCGGGUUUUUUCCGAUAAUGAAUGCGCAAUAUAAUUGGACUUGCCUUCGUUUUGGGAUUCUCCAA
Messenger RNA from Nymphaea colorata (pocket water lily), 1050 nucleotides. RefSeq names its product abscisic acid receptor PYR1-like. NCBI's taxonomy places the organism in Eukaryota, Viridiplantae, Streptophyta, Magnoliopsida, Nymphaeales, Nymphaeaceae. The transcript has a single exon. The coding region runs from base 128 to 775 and encodes 215 amino acids. Gene Ontology annotation, molecular function: signaling receptor activity; abscisic acid binding; protein phosphatase inhibitor activity. The record is from RefSeq and is a predicted model, not a curated record. Gene Ontology annotation, cellular component: nucleus; cytoplasm. Gene Ontology annotation, biological process: abscisic acid-activated signaling pathway.